AUGUGGUACCUACCCAUUAAAGACAGGUUAAAAAGAUUAUACCAAUCGGAGAGGACUGCUGCAUGGAUGAGGUGGCAUGCUGAACAUGUCCAGAAGGAUGGCGAGGUCGCUCACCCAUCAGAUGCAAGGGCGUGGAAACAUUUCAACAAGGUAUACCCAGAUUUCGCUGAAAAUAUUCGGAAUGUCUAUCUUGGGUUAUGCACCGAUGGAUUUAGUCCAUUUGGUAUGUCUGGGAGACAGUAUUCUUUGUGGCCAGUUAUUCUUACGCCGUACAACCUGCCGCCGGAUAUGUGCAUGGAACAAGAAUUUCUAUUCUUGACCAUAUUAAUCCCUGGGCCGAAGCAUCCAAAACGGUCGUUGGAUGUAUUUCUUCAACCACUGAUACAGGAGCUAAAGGAGUUGUGGUCAGAAGGGGUAAGAACUUAUGAUUGUUCCACGAAAACCAAUUUUACGAUGCGAGCAGUUCUGCUGUGGACGAUAAGUGACUUUCCUGCUUAUGGAAUGUUGUCUGGCUGGACAACUCAUGGAAGAAGAAAUAAGACAUUGUUUAGGAAAAACAAAGUUGUCAGAGACAGUCCUCCUCCAUAUCUCACAGGCCAGCAGAUCGAGGAGGACAUUGAUUAUUACGGAGCUCAGAAAACUGUGAAGCACGGAGGAAACUGGCAUGUUCCUGGUAAUAUGCCUGAUGGGUAUGGAGUUUCUCACAAUUGGCAUAAGAAAAGGAAGACAAAAGAUAACAAAAAGUCAAGGAUGGACUUACCCGAUAUUUGCUCAAGAAGUGAGUUACAUAUCAAGAGCAAUGGAAAUGUUCCUGUUCCCAUCUUUCGAUUGUUAUCAGAAGCGAAGUCAACUUUGUUUGACUGGGUUGCAUCAGAAGUGAAGUUUCCUGAUGGUUACGUUUCAAAUCUGUCAAGAUGUGUUGAACGAGGUCAAAAGUUUUCAGGAAUGAAGAGUCAUGAUUGUCAUGUGUUUAUGCAACGACUACUUCCAUUCGCUUUUGCUGAGCUCCUUCCAACAAAUGUACAUGAAGCACUUGCAGCGAUCGGAGCUUUCUUCAGAGACCUUAGCACACGUACGUUCAAGGAAGAAGUCAUCGAACAACUUCAUGAGAACAUCCCGAUCAUAGUGUGCAACCUAGAGAAGAUAUUUCCUCCAUCAUUUUUUGACGUCAUGGAACAUCUAGUUGUCCACCUCCCGUACGAAGCAUUACUUCGCGGACCUGUUCACAAUGGAUGGAUGUAUCCAUAUGAGCGCUCUAUGAAACAUUUGAAGGGGAAAGCAAGAAAUCUUGCAAAGGUGGAAGGUUCGAUUGUGGCUGGAAGUUUGACAGCAGAAACAUCUAACUUCACAUCAUACUACUUUGCUUCAACGGUUCGUACGAGGAAAAGAGUUCCUAGAAGAUAUGAUGAUGGUGGAGUACCGCAAUCUUAUGCAGUAGACGGUGUUCCUGACAUUUUCUGCCAAAUUGGACGGUUUGGUGGUAAACUGAGAGAAGUAUGGUGGUCCAGUGAUGAGGAUAAGCAUAGUGCCCACACUUAUAUUCUGCUCAACUGCGAGGAUGCUGUGAUGCGUUCUUUUGAAAGCUUGUUUGUAUCUCAAGUUGAAGAAGCAAUACCAGGAAUAUCCGGAACCGAGGUGGAUGCAAGGAAAGAUAAGCACUUUGUCAAGUGGUUAAAAGGACAGGUUGAUUAUGACGAUCCAUAUUAUCCUGUAUGGUUUCAUGAUUUGAUCCAAGGUCCAGUAGCAAAGGUCACCACAUCAUCUAUGUACUUCACACGAGGUUUCACUUUUCAUACAUAUGAGUAUGGGAGACGUCGGGCAACAAGCAACUACGGGAUAUGUGUGAAAGGUGAAACAGACUUUUACGGGAUCUUGCAAGAGAUUAUUGAAGUGGAAUUUCCAGGGUUGUUGAAGCUAAAAUGUGUCCUCUUCAAAUGCGAGUGGUUCGACCCGGUGGAGAACCGUGGUGUUCGGUUUAACAAAUUUGGUGUUGUGGAUAUCCAUUCUGGGAGAAGAUAUAACAAAUUCGAGCCUUUCAUCUUAGCUUCCCAAGCCGAACAAGUUAGCUUCCUUCCAUACCCUCGCCUUCGAAGUUCUGGGAUAAAUUGGUUAACUGCUAUCAAAAUAACACCUCGUGGACGGAUUGUUGCUGGAGAAGAACCACCUUUGCAAGAAGAAGAUGCAAUCAAUGAAGUUGAGGUACCUGAUCAACAAACUGAUGAAAUUCUUUUGAUCGACCCGGAUAACCGUCAAUAUGAAGAUCUUCCCGAAGAUGUGACGGAUGAAGCACGUGAAGAUGAGUUCGAUAGAAGCGAUGAUGAUCAUUGUAGUGAUGUUGAUGAGAACUCAAACGAUUCUUCAUGAUGUAAAAUAUGUAACAAAUGUUGAUUUUUAU
Molecule: messenger RNA, 2395 nt
Organism: Raphanus sativus (radish)
Lineage: Eukaryota; Viridiplantae; Streptophyta; Magnoliopsida; Brassicales; Brassicaceae
Exons: 6
Coding region: 1-2364 (787 amino acids)
Source: RefSeq, a predicted model, not a curated record